Messenger RNA from Coregonus clupeaformis (lake whitefish), 3240 nucleotides. RefSeq names its product G patch domain containing 1 (gene gpatch1). The transcript has 21 exons. Gene Ontology annotation, cellular component: nucleus. Gene Ontology annotation, molecular function: RNA binding. NCBI's taxonomy places the organism in Eukaryota, Metazoa, Chordata, Actinopteri, Salmoniformes, Salmonidae. Bases 11 to 2998 code for a protein of 995 amino acids. Gene Ontology annotation, biological process: mRNA processing. The record is from RefSeq and is a predicted model, not a curated record.
UAUAGUAAACAUGGCGUCCGACAGUGAUAGCGACCAGGAUUUUGUUACUUUUGGAACCCCGUUAGAACCGCUAGAAGAAGAUGAGCCUCUGAGGAAGCCUAUCCCGGUGCACGAGCAGACGGUGAAGGAUGAGAAGGGUCGCUACCAGAGGUUCCAUGGAGCCUUCACCGGAGGAUUCUCUGCUGGGUACUUCAACACCGUGGGGACCAAAGAAGGGUGGACACCAUCAACAUUUGUAUCAUCCAGGCAGCAGAAAGCAGGCAGACAGAACGCCAGGCCGGAGGACUUCAUGGAUGAGGAGGACCUGGGUGAGCACGGCAUCGCCCCCAGACAGAUCAUCACUACGGCUGACUUUGCCUCAGGCAGGAAGGAUCUGAUCGGGGACAAGGCCAGAGCCAUCACCUCUCUUUCAGCCCCUAUCCCCGGGGACACUGUCCUGGAAGACCUGGUGGCUCCGGCUAGGUCCUCCAUGGGGGUGGAGUUACUGGGGAGGAUGGGCUGGAAGGAUGGCCAGGGGGUUGGGCCAAGGGUGAAGAGGAGACUGUGCAAGCAGGAAGCAGAUCCUGCAACAAGGGUGUUGGGCUCUGCCUUGCCUCCCAACGGUUCAUCAGAAUCACGGGACGAGGAGGAUGAUGAGUUCGUCCCUGAGAAUGUGACCUUCGCUCCUAAAGACGUGACCCCUAUAGACUUCACCCCUAAAGUGGACCUCCAUGGUCUGGGGUACCGGGGUCUGAACCCCCUGGCGGCCCUCAGGGGAGGUCCCGGGGCGGGAAACAUCAACCUGUUCACCAUGGACUCAGACAGGACCACCAACCUGUUUGGAGAGGACAGGAAGGGACAGAGACGCAGGGGAGGAGUGGCAGGACAGGGGUUUGGUGUGGGUGCUAUGGAGGAUGAUGAUGAGGACAUCUACCACAGAGACACCAUGUCUAACUACGACGCGGUGCUGGGAGGGGAGGAGCCUGGGGACGGCCUGUACGGAUGGACCGCCCCCCAACAGUACAACAGGAAGAAGAAAGUCCACAGUAAAGACGCUGCUUAUCUGGGUAAAAUACUAGAAGGAUUCACCCUGGGCUCCGACAAGAUGGAGACCAAAACAAUCUUCCCUCCUCCCGACCUGCCCAGAGACUUCAGGCCGGUCCACUACUUCCGUCCAGUGGUGGACAUGUCCAGCGUCAGCCCCAUGGUAGCCCAGGCCCUGCUGACGUCCCGAGGACACAUGGCCCAGGAAGAGCCCUCUAAGGGAGGACGCCACCAGCUGGACUCUGCCCAGAGGAGGGAGCUGCUGGGGGAGACGGCACUGCAAGGCCCCAGCUCUGUGUUUGACCUGCUGAAGGUUGAGGACAGAGAGAGACUGUCCGGCCUACGGAGGCCCUCCUCAGAUACCACCUCAGGACCCAGACCCCCCACUGAGCCCAUCCCUGGGGAGGCCAAAGCAGCUGUGGUGGCUGCAGGGGUAGCAGCUGCAGCAGCCAAAGCCUCCGCCCAGAAGGCCCUGUCUAGCAGGUUUGCACCCCCAGCAGAGCAGCAGCAGGAAGCUCUGAGUGUGUGGAGUGGACCUGCAGCCCAGGCACAGGCAGGACAGACCUUCAAACCCUUUGAGAGGACCGCUCAUAAACAGGCCCGCUACGACCUCUACAUAGACAAGCUCAAACAGGGAGACCGAGAUGCCCUGGAGUUGAGCUUGGACCCCGCCAUGACAGAGUGGGAGAGAGGGAGAGAGAGGGAUGAGUUUGUCCGAGCGGCUCUCCUCUACAAGCCCAGUAGCUCCUCUCUGUCCUGUCGCUUCACCAGAGGGAAACAUGAUGACGCCGUGGAGGCAGACACUGUGGAGGUGACGCGAGAUCAGGAGAAUGAUGUGGAUGACAAGCAGGCAGCUGUGAUGAGGCUCAGUGGGUUGAGACUCUGUACUGCCUUUUUUGGUCUUCAGAAUGAUGUGGAUGACAAGCAGGCAGCUGUGAUGAUGAAGAUGUUUGGGAAACUGACCAGAGACUCGUUCGAAUGGCACCCUGACAAACUUCUCUGCAAGAGGUUCAAUGUACCUGACCCCUACCCUGGGUCAGGGUUCGUGGGAAUGCCCAAAGUGAAGAGAGACAAGUUCUCUGUGUUUAACUUCCUGACUGUAUCAGAGAGUCCAACAGCUAGUGCUUCCCCCGCUCCACAAGCUGUGAAGCCCUCUGAGCCAGGGAAGAGGUCCAGGUGGGAUGUGUCUGGCCAGGCUGGGGCUUUGGAGAAGGAGAAGGAUCCUCUCAGUGAGUUCCUCAGUGUGGCUCGAAUUGAAGCCUCUGGAUCAGGACCAGACACCUCUACUACUGAUGGUCCUACAACUGAUCCCACUGUAGAGCCAGACACUGAGAAGGAGGAGGAGGAAGAGGAGAGCAGGCCACCCAUGGAUCUGUUCAAGGCCAUCUUCGCCAGUUCAUCAGACGAGAAGUCUUCCUCUUCUUCUGAAGGAGAGAGUGAGGAGGAGGAGGAGGAAGGUGUUCGGAGCAAGGCUGGGACUGGGCCUCAGAUAUCUAACCAGUUCAAUGUCAACACAAGCCCACCUGCUCCACCUGUGUCUGUAUCAGCUACACCCAGCCAGCACACAGACGUUAUGUUCAAAAUGCCCAGUGGUCCUGCUGCUGCCCCGCCCCCUCAGGACCAGGAAAUGGAAGAGGAGGAGUUUGGACCUCGACUGCCCCCCCCUUCCUCUACAUUGACAGCAGAGCGCCGUCCGGCCCCAACUCCCUCUGCUAAGAACGACAAACACAAGAAGAAGUGUAAGGAGAAGUACAAAGCCAAGAAACACGGCAAGCACAAGAAGGACAAAAAGCAGAAGAAGAAGCACAAGAGGCACAAGCACAAAGGCAAGCAGAAGAAGAGCGGUAGGAAGGAGGAGUCAUCAGACAGCAGCUCAGAGGGGAGUGACGGGAACAGCCAGGAGGAGGGAGGUGGCGUAUCAACAGAAGAGCUGCUCAGAAGGUUGAAGAGCAUCCGUGGGAAGAAUCUGCAGUGAAUCUGUGAUCCGACAGACAGCGGGAUCCACCAUGUCCUCUAUGAGGACAGAUACCGGAGACUGGAGUCAGGGAUCAUUCUGUAUGGCAUUUAGGAAUUCCAAUAGCCCUGUACCUACGGUGAUGAAAGAGGGUCUUACUCUAAAUAGAGAUGUGAGUUUUUGCUGAUCAAUGUCUUGGGCUGAUAUGUUGAGAUAUCAUGAAUUGUUGCCAUCCUCUGUCAAUCAAUAAAAAGUAGAUUUUU